Alnus glutinosa is the source of this 1659-nucleotide messenger RNA. RefSeq names its product probable hexosyltransferase MUCI70. The coding region runs from base 69 to 1487 and encodes 472 amino acids. Lineage: Eukaryota; Viridiplantae; Streptophyta; Magnoliopsida; Fagales; Betulaceae. The transcript has 6 exons. The record is from RefSeq and is a predicted model, not a curated record.
AUCACAAACCAUCUGUUCACUAAGUCCUCCAUGACCGUUGUCUCCCGCCACCGACAUUGUCGUCCUCCAUGCUCAACAACCACACCCUAUCGAUCACAGUCUCGGACGAAGAGUCCGACGACCGGUCUCGGCUCCUCCGGGCUCUGCGAAAGCGCCGGAAACAGCAAUCCCUAAGCUUUCGUGGCAAGACGAAGAGCGAGCUCCUCCUCAGGGUGCUUAGGAAAGUGCUCAGAUGGUGGGCCCUCAUUCUGUUCGUUCCCGCCAUCGGGUUGCUCCUCUUAGAGGUGUCGAGGAUUUUGGGGAAAGAUCCGAGUCCGGACCCGGAUUCGGCGCCGAAAUCGGUAUAUGGGUUCGGGCGGAAGGGUUCGGUCGGGAACUUGGACCGGUCGGACCCGAGGACGCGUGUGGUUCGCGGAGUCAGAGAACGUUGCUUAAAGAUUUUGCCACCAGAAGAGCUUGAACAUCUGGAAAUUCCUUCGGUUGAAACUCCAAGUUUUCCUGUUAAUAGAGUUGUGUAUAUAUCAGAGACUGACGGAGCUGACAUUCAUAGCAACAUCAACCUCCUACAGCAGCAUACUAAUGCUACCAGAUUUAAUUUGUUUACCGGAUACCAAACAAUUCAAGAGAGAGAGGAGAGUUAUAAGGUGAACCAAACUGCUGUGGUGCAUUGUGGAUUCUACAGUGAAAAUGGGGGGUUUAAGAUUUCUGACGAGGACAAGAGGUACAUGCAAAGUUGUGAAGUUGUGGUGUCGACUUGUGCAUUUGGUGGUGGAGAUGAUCUAUAUCAACCCAUCAGCAUGUCGGAGUCAUCACUUAAAAAGGUUUGCUAUGUGGCAUUUUGGGAUGAAAUUACUCUCAGAACUCAGGAAUCAGAUGGGCAUAGGAUUGGUGAGGACCAUAUGAUUGGUAAAUGGCGAAUUGUGGUUGUUAGGCAGCUCCCAUUUGUGGACCAACGGUUGAAUGGUAAAAUCCCAAAGAUGUUAGGGCAUCGGUUAUUUCCUCAAGCUAGGUAUUCAAUUUGGGUGGAUUCAAAGUCUCAAUUUCGGAGAGAUCCCUUGGGUGUCUUGGAAGCACUUCUUUGGCGUACGAAUUCUGUUCUAGCGAUUUCAGAACAUGGAGCUCGCAGUAGCAUCUAUGAUGAGGGCAAGGCUGUUGUCAAGAAACACAAAGCCACCCCAGAAGAAGUUGAGAUGCAGCUGACUCAGUACCGCCACAUUGGUUUUCCUGAUGAGAAGAGGUUCAAUGGAAAGAAAGCUUUAGCUGAAGCUUCUGUUAUUGUGAGGGAGCACACGCCCGUGACAGAUCUUUUCAUGUGCCUCUGGUUUAAUGAGGUGGUUCGUUUUACUUCACGCGACCAACUCAGCUUCCCAUAUGUGCUGUGGCAGCUGAGAGUGCUGAAGGAUGUAAAUAUGUUCCCUGUCUGCACUCGUAAGGAUCUUGUGAAUAGUAUGGGCCAUAUUCGCAAGGCUAGAUCUCACAUAAAUUGACCUGUUGAUAAUGUUAAUUCUUUGAUUUUCCUUUGUUCAAGUAGGUUCUACAUUUUGAUUAAUUUGUUGAUAAUUUAAAUACAUGUAUCUUCAAUACAUGAAUUUUCUGGAUGAGUUAUUUUUGUUUUCUAAGAUUACUACUUCCUUAAUGAAAUAAAUUUUUACCAGAAAA